Messenger RNA from Ogataea polymorpha, 396 nucleotides. RefSeq lists its product as uncharacterized. Lineage: Eukaryota; Fungi; Ascomycota; Pichiomycetes; Pichiales; Pichiaceae. The annotation marks the transcript as partial. Gene Ontology annotation, cellular component: mitochondrial inner membrane. The record is from RefSeq and is a predicted model, not a curated record. Gene Ontology annotation, biological process: inner mitochondrial membrane organization. The transcript has a single exon.
AAGCAGAACUAUGCACGUGCUCUCGAAGAACAGACAUCAGCACAGAAACAAAUCAACGAGCUUCUUGAGCGGAAACACAGCUGGACUUCCCAGGAUCUCGAGAAAUUCACGAAUCUCUACAGAAACGGCCAUGAAUUGGAGCGUCACGUGGAAGCAAACUCUAACAAAGUGGCAGAAUUGGAGGCCAAGGAGAACGAUUUGCACAAUGAAUUGAUUCAGAGCAUUAUGGAAAGGUAUCACGAAGAGCAGGUGUGGUCAGACAAAAUUCGACAGUUUUCCACGUGGGGUACCAUCUUCAUCGUGUGUGUAAACUUGUUGCUGAUGCUUCUGGUGCAGCUAUUAUUCGAGCCUUGGAAAAGAUAUAGACUUCUGAGCUCUUUCGAAUCGAAAGUUAAA